AUGAAUGAAAAAAUCGAUCAUCAUUUAGAGAUGCAGGAGACAAAUUAUAUGCUGCUUUAGUAAUUUGAAAAAGCGACUGAAUUGCAAGAACAGGAAACCCAAAAUAGAUAUUAUGAUCAUUCAGAUCUAUCUUCGCCAACAAGGUAGUCAAAGAAAAAAGAAAGAAUAGUGGAAUAAUUAUUAGCAAAUAGGGCAAGAUUUAAUGAUAGAACAGCAUUAUUUAAUUUAGUCAAUACUUUACAAUUGGUAAAUGAUUCGACUAAGUUUUAGGCUAUAACUCUAUACAAUUUAAGCUCAAUUAUUAAUAUAGAAGGAUAAUCAAAUUUAAAAUUUUAUGACACUACUUAAAUCUAUAGCUUUUACGUUUGGAAUUAGCAAGGAUCAUUACACGUUUAUUACUUAAUUAUCAUUUAUAAUAAUGGUUCAUAUUUUAAAAUUAUUAACGUGUUUGGUGGGUUAUUUUUGUGUUGUAUAAAAAAGUGA
Molecule: messenger RNA, 483 nt
Organism: Paramecium tetraurelia
Lineage: Eukaryota; Ciliophora; Oligohymenophorea; Peniculida; Parameciidae
Exons: 2
Source: RefSeq, a predicted model, not a curated record